Messenger RNA from Cornus florida, 1611 nucleotides. RefSeq lists its product as uncharacterized. The record is from RefSeq and is a predicted model, not a curated record. Lineage: Eukaryota; Viridiplantae; Streptophyta; Magnoliopsida; Cornales; Cornaceae. The transcript is spliced from 6 exons. Bases 1 to 1611 code for a protein of 536 amino acids.
AUGACCUUUCAUGAGUAUGCAAUCCGUACUCCACAAAUUAAGGUAGUUGAUUCAGGGAGAGCUCAGGGUGUCAUUGAGCAAGUAGAUCAUGUAAAGGAUGUUUCUGAUUGGUCAAAUGAUGAGUCAGUGCAAUUUCAAGCUGAGAAGGAAGAUAGAGUCCUGAUGAGAAGGUAUCAUGAGGCCAUCACGGGUGGAGAAUCGACACAUUAUUCUAUUGCCAUGAGUGAGGAGGGAGUUGAGCAGUUGAACAGCUUGGCGAUGGCUACGUUUCAUGCCUUCCAUAUUCAGGGGAGGUUUGAGAACUCUUUGAAUGCAUCGUUUAUUGCACUUAUUCCUAAGAAGGGGGGAGCUUCGGAUGUAAAGGACUCUAGACCUAUUACUCUUAUUGCUAGUGAAUGUGUGGACACGAGGUUGAGGAGUGGUGUCCCAGGGGUUCUGUGCAAGCUCGAUGUUGAGAAAGCUUAUGAUCAUGUGAGUCGGAAGUUCUUCUUGUAUUUGAUGGACAAAAUGGGUUUUGGGGAUAAAUGGAGGUGUUGGAUUGAGGCCUACAUAUCUUUAGUCAGAUUUUCGGUGAUGGUUAAUGGGUCUCCGACCGGGUUCUUUGGUAGCUCGCGAGGCUUGCGUCAGGGGGAUCCUUUGUCUCCUUUCUUGUUCAUUAUUGUUAUGGAGGCUCUUAGUAGGUUGAUGAGGAGGGCGGUGGAGUUGGGUUUUAUUAAGGGGUUCAUGGUGGGUGGGGGUGAUGUUCAUCAUAUGGAGAUUUCUCACUUAUUGUUUGUGGAUGACACGUCGGUGUUUUGUGAGGCUGAGAGAAAUGUGGGUGUUUGGGAUCUGGUGAUUGAGAGGGUUCAGAGGAGACUUGCAGGGUGGAAGAAGCAGUAUUUAUCGAAAGGGGGAAAGGUCACUCUUUUGAAAAGCACACUAUCAAGUCUUCCUACUUAUUUUUUAUCCCUCUUCCAGAUACCAACUGGGGUUGCUAGUUCGAUUGAGAGGCUUCAAAGGAAUUUUCUAUGGGGUGGACUUCAAGGAGAAUUUAAAUAUCAUCUUGUUCGGUGGGAGCAGGUUUGUAGGCCGAUUCAGGCCGAAGGCUUAGGGAUAAGGAGGUUGGUGCCAUUUAACAGGACUCUUCUUGGCAAGUGGUUGUGGAGAUUCGAAAUGGAACGUCAUAGGUUGUGGAGGAGGGUUAUUUUGUGCCGGUUUGGGGAAGAAACGGGGGGAUGGUGCUCGUGUUUGGUGAGGAUUCCUGUUGGUGUCGGAGUUUGGAAAUUCAUUAGGAAAGGUUGGAAUGAGUUUUCAAAACACAUCAGAUUCAGAGUUCAGGAGGGUAGGGAUGUGCGGUUUUUGGGGGAUCUUCGGUGUGGUGAUUGUACUCUUGCUUGUGCAUUUCCCAGAUUGCUUGAUAGCGGGAGGGUUACUUGGGAUGUGCGGUUUAUGCGAGUGCUUCAGGAUUGGGAGUUGGACGACAUUUGUGAGUUGCUAGAUCGGUUGUAUCGGCAUGAGAUCCGCGGCAGGGAUAGAAAUUCGCUUGUUUGGGUGCCUGCUUCUCGGGGAAUGUUUGAAGUGAGAUCAUAUUUCCGAUGCUUAUCAGAUAAUACAGGGAUUAUGUUUCCGUGA